ACUAAUUCCAAACUCUCUCGUCCUUCCGAGCAAAAACCUUCUCUUCCAAACGAUCUCAGAGAAAAUCUCUGCAAAUAUGUUGGUUUACAAGGACUUCCUCACAGGUGACGAACUUCUCUCGGACUCCUUCCCCUACAGAGAAAUUGAGAAUGGAAUGUUGUGGGAAGUUUCUGGAAAGUGGGUUGUUCAAGGAGCGAUUGAAGUCGACAUUGGCGCAAAUCCUUCUGCCGAAGGUGUGGAAGAUGAAGGUGUUGACGAUCAAGCUACCAAAGUUGUUGAUAUUGUUGACACAUUCAGACUUCAGGAGCAACCUGGUUUUGACAAGAAGCAGUUUCUUGUGUUCAUGAAGAGGUAUAUUAAGCUGCUGAUCCAAAAACUUGACGAGGAGAAACAAAAACUGUUCAAAAAACACAUUGAAGGAGCAACUAAAUUCCUGCUCUCCAAGAUUAAGGAUCUUCAGUUCUUUGUUGGAGAGAGUAUGCAUGAUGAUGGCAGCUUGGUGUUUGCUUAUUAUAAGGAUGGUGCCACUGAUCCCACGUUUCUGUACUUUGCAUAUGCUCUCCAGGAGAUGAAGUGCUAAGCCACAUAGCUACACACGGAAUUUUUUAUUUUUUU
Vigna umbellata (rice bean) is the source of this 615-nucleotide messenger RNA. Its product is annotated as translationally-controlled tumor protein homolog. Gene Ontology annotation, cellular component: cytoplasm. NCBI's taxonomy places the organism in Eukaryota, Viridiplantae, Streptophyta, Magnoliopsida, Fabales, Fabaceae. Gene Ontology annotation, molecular function: calcium ion binding. The record is from RefSeq and is a predicted model, not a curated record.